GCGCGAAGGGAUAAGAUAACGGCAGCCGCUCAGAAGAAAAGGCGGUCAGCGCGAGCGAUUACGACAGCGGGCGACAUCGCCGCUAGUAGGUGCCACGUUUGACGUCGUAUGUGCGCGCAAAUCCAACGGAAGAGUUUCGUUUUCUAUCUGUUACGUAUUCUUUCACGCACGUGGCAUCUCCUUUGAAGAUAUACAGCCUUUGGUGCAGCCGGUCUGACUACUGCGCCAGCUUCGACGUUGCAUCUUUGAAGCAGAGGGACAGAGGGUGACGUAUGCAGCCGCCUGUUUCAACAACAACGGCUACCGACGCAAAGUUUGUGCUUUCUUGUGUGCUGCGCUGCUCUGUGAGCCACCGAGUACCUCUCGAAAGUGCGUCAAGGGACCAGUGGCGAUUACAGCGCGAAAGUUCGGACCCUUCUGCGACGUGUCUCAGCGCAUGUUGACAACGAGCUCCGCGCGCUGGAAUACGUUUACGCAUUGUGCACACCAGCCGUAAAUUCAUUCAAGCGGUAACGAAGAUCGUAGCAUAGCACGUAAAAACAAUAAUUUAGGGAAGCUAUGAGGAAGUGAUGCGGAAAAGGAAGAACGUUAGCGGCUUUGUAUCCCUGGCAGGGAAGCGGCUCUGUAAAGCUCUCCGGUAUAAUCCGUGCCUCAAUCGUCGCAAGGAUGUGGUGCCUCUGAAGCGAGAAGCCUACAUCUAACUUGCGUAUCGGCAACGUGUGUGAGUGUGGAUAUAUCGACUGCUGACCGCAUACGACGUUGGCAUGGCUCCCGUAGCGCGAUGCCUUCUUCUCACGACGAACGUUACUCUGUGGACCGUGGGUGCAGUGCUGCUUUCGGCCGGUCUGGUGGCACUACUGCGGCCCGAAUUGGAGGUAUCUCGCGCCCUGCUGGACGAUGACAGCGGCCGGCCGCCGGCUGAGGUCGCCGGCUUCUACAUCGUUUCCGGUUGCAUGCUACUGCUGAUUGCCACGCUCGGUUGCGGCGGCUCGUGUGGAGAGCGUUAUGGAUGGAUGGUGGUGUACGUGAGCGUGGUGUCGCUGGUGACUGCAGCACUGGUGGUCUAUCUGGGACUGCAACUAAACGCUUGCAUCAAGGAAAGAGUGUGCACCAAAAACUUUGACGUGAACAAUCGGCGACACUGGAGUAUUUUGGUGCAGUCAUUGGCCGUGUUCGUUCUGCUGGUGACUUUAACCCUGGCCACGACGGUGUGCUGCAAGGCUAGGGCCCGCCGGGGCUACCUGGCCGUACCGCUCUGAUAUCUUCCUGUGGAGCGCCAAUCACUGUGACCAAAAUUCGCACCCGCAUACAGUGAUGUGCGAAGUAGUGGUAAUUUACGGCAGCUGCCCCGCUAAGCGCCCGCUGUCAUUUGGUAGGGACUUUCGCAGCAACUUUCGCAGGCCCCUUUCUGCUUUGUUGCAACUGACCCUGUUCUCGAAGAAAAUGGAACGUGAGCAUCCAAGCACACUUGUAGAAGUAUCUAGCUAAUCCCUUAUAUGCUUAGAAUUACUGUAUAGCAUGUAUUCCAGUUAUGUGCACAGAGAAGGUCCCAGAGACGAUCGCUUUCAGAGAGAUCAUCGCUCACCGAGCUGCCACCUUGGUACUGCUUGCGGAACGUUUGAAAGGGCCCUGCAACACAAAGGAACUUAUUGCCUCACGAAUCGAACGCCGCAAAAAUUUUUAGAAUCCGCACAGUACGAGCGGAGUUACAAAGGUAUGUCGCACGCUGUAAUUGCUUUAUCUCUUCUCUCGCCCCGACGAAAGCACUGGAAGCUAAGCGGGG
This is a messenger RNA of Rhipicephalus sanguineus (brown dog tick), 1783 nucleotides long. RefSeq lists its product as uncharacterized. Lineage: Eukaryota; Metazoa; Arthropoda; Arachnida; Ixodida; Ixodidae. The coding region runs from base 765 to 1259 and encodes 164 amino acids. Gene Ontology annotation, cellular component: membrane. The record is from RefSeq and is a predicted model, not a curated record. The transcript has 5 exons.